AUGGAUUAUAUGCAUUCAUGGCUUUCAAUACACUAAAAAUGAGCUCGACAUGGCCGUAGUUGAAUAAAAUUUAUCACUUAGUUUCUUGCACUGCCACUGUUUGAUGAAAUGCCGCAAUGAGUUUACAGGUAUUGAUACUUGAUUGAACAUAUUUAUUUUUUGGUGGUUGAAGACAAAAGAGUUAAAAGCAAUUAUGGAUGUCGAUGCACAGCCGACCAUGGAUGAAACUAUAUUGGUUGGAGAUGAUCUAAUGAUGGGGCCACCAUCCCCAAUCAUCCCACCUGAAAUUGCCUCUCAUGUUCUUGAAGGUGUUGAUUUGUGUGAUGGGAUUUUAAGGAACCUAUUCUUAUGCUUGCAGAUCAAUGAUAUUGAGCCUUUCUGUCAAGAUGAGCUUGCUUUGUAUCGACAAUGUGCUGAAAGGAGGGAUAAGGAACUAAGGCAACGCCUACAAGACAGUGAGCGCAAAUUAGGGUCAUCAAUGCCUAUAGAUGAAGCAAAGGAAAGAGCUUCUCAGCUUGAAUCAGAAGUUACAUCUUUGGAGAGGCGCUUGAUUCUUGCAAGUGGAAUUGAAGGCAUUGAAGGAUUUCGCCAGAGAUGGAGCUUGCAUGGUCGUCUAACAGAUACCAAAAAAAGGUUAGAAUCCUUAACGCAGGGCAUCGAGAAUAAAAAGAACGAAGUGAAAAACGAUGUACGGGCUCCAAGUUCAACAACCAGAAGAUGGUUUUUCUGGUGACGCUCUAAUAAGAACACUCGCCUCACUUACUGCUAGACCACACCAAUCGAUGGUUAUAAUAAUAAUAGCAGUAGUAACAACUAUAAAAGAACAAGUGGUUGUGAAAGGAAACAGUGUGAUUCAUGUGGAGGUGAUAUGGACAUCAGAAGGGAUUAGAUCAGCUUUGUUCUCGACAAUGGCUAGCAUACAAACCAUGCAAUUUGUCAUGAAAGUUUAUAUGACACUUUGCUCUCGGAGCCACUACAUUU
Messenger RNA from Populus euphratica (Euphrates poplar), 981 nucleotides. RefSeq lists its product as uncharacterized. The transcript has 7 exons. Lineage: Eukaryota; Viridiplantae; Streptophyta; Magnoliopsida; Malpighiales; Salicaceae. The coding region runs from base 194 to 733 and encodes 179 amino acids. The record is from RefSeq and is a predicted model, not a curated record.